AAUAUUUUUUACGAAGAGAAAAAAAAAUAUUUGAAGAUUUAAUUGAAUAAUUUUUAAGGAUAUAAAAGGAUCACAUACCACAUCAACUUAUUUUAAAAUUUCGGACGACGAAAUAAAUUUUUCAACUAAUUUUUAUUUUCCUGUUGUUUGGAUCGCCGAUUCCUCUGUGAAUCGGCGCUGUCCACGAACAAAAGAAGAGGAAAACUCCAAUCUCAAAUUAUCUGUAUUGGUCCCAAGUUUCCUUAGACAUCAAUACCCUAAUUAUUAUAUAAUCGGUCCUAAAGACCAAUUGAUGCCUUUUAAAGGCGGAUAUUGAGAUUUUUGAUUCUACUAAUAUCAAGACCGGAGUCUUCUAAUCGAUGGUUUGAUUAGAGCUCAAAGAACCCAAAAUUGACCUAAAACCCUGACUUGUCAAAUCAAUACACCAAAUGCUAGAGUCUUCCCGUCCAUAGUUUUAUUGGAGCCCAAUGGACAGAGCAUUUCCCUAUUACCGAAUUGUGUCAAUUAAAGAAUUCUGGGGAUUCUCAUUUUUUUUUUCAAUUGGAGAUAAAACAAGAAUUAUUUAUAGUAUAUACAUUUAGAUUAUUUCCCCCAUUAUUACAUACAAGACAAUUAUUAAAUUUAUAUGUUACCUUGGUGCACGAGCAAAGCAAAUUUGAAGCCUUAACUUUUAUAACCACCCAGAACUAUAGCAAUUUCAAAUCCCACGUCUGAAGGCCUAAGGACAUCAUGGAUAUUAGCUGCUUCAAGCAAACCGCAAAAAUGAGCAAACCAGAUGUGACAUAUGUUACCCACAACAAUGGAACCAAGAUGCAGUCAAUUGGCUUGGGCACUUAUACGUCAUUGGGAGGAGAUUGCGAACGUGCGGUUAAGGAUGCAAUUGAUGCUGGUUACCGACACAUAGACACUGCAUAUUUCUAUGAAAACGAACAUGAAGUGGGCAAUGCUGUGAAGGAGAAAAUCGCUGAGGGCGUCAUCAAACGCGAGGAUAUUUUCAUCGUUUCGAAGCUAUGGUGCCAUUUCCACGAACCUGACCGUGUGGAAUAUGCCUGCCGCAAGUCGCUGGCCAAUUUUGGGUUGGAUUAUAUAGAUUUGUAUUUAAUGCAUUGGCCUUACUCCUAUGUGCAUCGCGGUGAUGAUGUUCUUAUGCCCACCAAUGCCAAGGGGGAAGUGGAAUUAAGCGACAUCGACUAUUUGGACACAUGGAAGGCCAUGGAAAAAUUACAAGAAAAGGGUUUAGUCAAGAGCAUUGGAGUUUCCAACUUUAAUUCGGAACAAUUGGCUCGUCUGCUGGCCAAUUGUAAAAUAAAACCCAUACACAAUCAAAUCGAAUGUCAUCCUGCUUUAAAUCAAAAGCCUUUGAUAGCCCUUUGCCAAAAGUACAAUAUUGUUGUUACAGCCUAUUGUCCUUUAGGUCGUCCUGAUCCUGCCAAAAAGACGCCCGUCUAUUUGUUUGAUGGCAAAGCUAAAGAGAUUGGUGAUAAAUACAAUAAAACGCCAGCUCAAGUGGUGCUGAGAUAUUUGAUUGAAAUUGGCACCGUACCCCUUCCGAAGUCUGUUACUAAGAACCGCAUUAUUGAGAAUUUGAAUGUGUUCGAUUUUAAACUUUCUGCCGAAGACCACAAAAUAUUGGACUCCUAUAAUACUGGAGAACGUUUGAUACCCAUGGAUCAUGCCAAAAAGAGUCCAUAUUAUCCUUUUGCCAUUGACUAUUGAAUGCGAGUUCGUUAAGGCGAUGGCAUGAAUUGUUCUAUAAAGAAAGCUUAACACCGGUAUUCACAAAACACAAUGUAGAUUUCAAAAUAGGUAUAAUUUAAGGGUUCAUUAAGUUUUGUGAAUGGCCCUAUAUUGCAAACAAUAAAUUGAAAUAUUGCUAUUGUUUGGGUA
Molecule: messenger RNA, 1887 nt
Organism: Stomoxys calcitrans (stable fly)
Lineage: Eukaryota; Metazoa; Arthropoda; Insecta; Diptera; Muscidae
Product: aldo-keto reductase family 1 member B1
Exons: 7
Coding region: 730-1716 (328 amino acids)
Cellular component (GO): cytosol
Molecular function (GO): aldose reductase (NADPH) activity
Source: RefSeq, a predicted model, not a curated record